Melampsora larici-populina 98AG31 is the source of this 184-nucleotide messenger RNA. RefSeq lists its product as uncharacterized. The transcript has a single exon. The record is from RefSeq and is a predicted model, not a curated record. The annotation marks the transcript as partial. Lineage: Eukaryota; Fungi; Basidiomycota; Pucciniomycetes; Pucciniales; Melampsoraceae.
AAUGCUUAUAACAAACAUUGGAGAUCAUAGGGACAACCGGAACGAAGAAGUAUUCAAAACGACACCAAAAAAAUACAAGGCAUCAAGAUUAUUGUCAGAUUCAUACAAAAGAAAACAGGAUGCAAUCCCAAUGAUUGAUGUGAUGCGGCGUACGUAUGAAGUAUAGAAGAAAGACAAAAGGUUC